UAGUUAAAUAGUUAAACCAGAAUAGUAUCGUUAGAGCAACCAAACAAACGACAUUGUUAAUAGACCAUUCAACGCGGAUAGAACUAUUAAAUAUUAUUAAUUUAUUCAGUAGAUAUUUUUAACAAAAAAAAAAAUGGCAUACAAGCAAAUGUUUCGGGAUAGUAUGACCAACAAUGUUUUCGAAGAUCGUCACGGACAUGCUGGACAGAAGGCUCGGGUAUCAUUCAACAAGACCGAUAAUGUUAAGAUCAGUACGGAAAAACUACAACCAGCCAACGUUAACAAACGUCUCGUUUUGAACGAGCCAACAGCAUUGACCCGAUAUGCCAGGGCUAAGAUCGAGAUGGCUGAAAGGAAAGAGUCAGACAUGCGAAUCAGUGCUUUGUAUCGUCCGUCUUCCAGGAUUGAGCGCCUGGCCAUGCCGCUGCCACGGUGGCGCAAACCAUUGGUUCGAUUGGCUGCCGUUUCCAAAAAAGUUGACCCACAAAUUCCGUGGUGCAAAAAAGGACCUAACGCUCCCAAUAACCAAGUCAAAGUGAUAAACCCGACGAAUAAACCAUUAGCAGUAGCUAAAACAGGCGUAUCACCUGCAGCUCUUAAGUAUGAGCCGUCGGAUAACAUAAAACGAUUGGCCAAACACCGAAAAGUACAUAAAGUGGACGACGAUAAACAGUGCUUCUCUGUAAAGCCAUCAUCGCUUAUUUACCAACCAUCGCCUCGUAUUAAUCAACUUUCAAUGCCCCGGAUCCGGAAUCGUGAGGUGAAAAAGUGAUCAUCGUUGAUUCUUGUUAUUAUCACUCUAAUAAUUAUUUUAUAAAUAUUGUAAUGCUAUUUUUAAAAACAGUAAUCGUUAUUGUUUGAAAACUAAAAUAAUAUUUAUUUUUUACGACAUUCCAAUAUAUUUUCCAUUUUUCCAGUAUAAAAAUUAUAUUUGCAAUGUAUUUAAAACUUUUUUUAUUGAUAAUUCUUAUAGCAUUUAAGUUAAAAAAAAAUAAAAUCCCAAAUACUAUUAUGGGCAUCCAUGCAGAUGACACCGCAAUUUUUUCACCUAGAAAUAACCAUGUAGAAACGGUACAUUUUCUACAAACACAUUUAGAUUUAAUAAACGAGUGGUCAUUCAAUUGGAAAAUUAAGAUUAACCUACACAAAUCAAUUUAUACCCGAUUUAUGUUAAAAAAUUCCAUAUUCUUUCCUUUCCAUUUUCCAUAAAUAUCAAUCUCAAUACUCUCGUAAGUAAAAUACUUCGUUGUCUUACUUGACAAACGAUUGACCUGGGGUCCUCACAACAAGAAAAAAGGAAAAUUCUCAAUAGCCGACUUACUGGACUUCACUUGCUUCACUCAAUUCUGAAAUCAAAACUAACUUUCCACACAAAAAUGACCAUCUAUAAAUCCCUAUUAUUUCUAAAUUUAUACAAGAUGAUUUACCAAUUAUGCUCACCCCUCUUUUUUCGAUUAACAAUAAAUGUAUUCAGAUUCUAAUUGAAUGUUUAAUUUUUUUUUUUUUAAUGUUCAAAAAUGUUUUAUAAAUAUUCAAAUAUAUUAUAACUAUAUACAAUUAGUACGCAAUAAUUAAAAUUGUUAUAUUAUUAUAUUACAGCGCUAAUACAAUAUCAUUAAAUUUACACAAAUUUUAAGUAAUUUAAAAUAUGAUAUUUUAAUAUAGGUAUAAUUCAUAAUUCUAAAAUAAUUUCAAUAAAUACAUUAUUGCAGUAAAAAAACAGGGGUGAUCAUGCAUAAUGAAUAAAUAAAAUAAUAAAUAUAUAUAUAUAUAUAGCUAUAACAUUAUAAUGUAUUUCAGUACGAGAUUUAAGAAAAUUCCAAUACAAUAUAAUUAGUAAUACAAUAUAAUAUUAUAAUAAUAUUAUAAUAUAACAAUAUGUAGGUUAAACUAUAUCAGUUCGAAACGGGAUGAAGAUUUUUGAAACACCUGUAUAAAAACAGGGGUAAAACAGGGGUGAAUGGGGUGAUCAAUGAUAAUGCACAAUGAAUAAACCUGUACAUGUAACAAUUAUAUAUUAUAUUACUCAUUAUGUAGUAUUAGAAUUUUUUUAAAUAUCGUACCGAAAUACAUUAUAAUAUUAUUGCUUUUUAUAUAUAUAUUUAUUAUUUUAUUUAUUCAUUAUGCAUGAUCACCCCAGUUUUUUUACUGUAAUAAUGUAUUUAUUGAAAUUAUUUUAGAAAUAUGAAUUAUACCUAUAUUAAAAUAUCAUAUUUUAAAUUACUUAAAAUUUGUGUAAAUUUAAUGAUAUUGUAUUAGCGCUGUAAUAUAAUAAUAUAACAAUUUUAAUUAUUACGUACUAAUUGUAUAUAGUUAUAAUAUAUUUGAAUAUGUUAUUAUUUAUAAAAAAAUUUUGAACAUAGAGUAACAAGGUUUAUGAAAAUAUUCUAAGAAUUAGAAUCUGAAUACAUUUAUUGUUAAUCGAAAAAAGAGGGGUGAGCAUAAUUGGUAAAUCAUCUUGUAUAAAUUUAGAAAUAAUAGGGAUUUAUAGAUGGUCAUUUUUGUGUGGAAAGUUAGUUUUGAUUUCAGAAUUGAGUGAAGCAAGUGAAGUCCAGUAAGUCGGCUAUUGAGAAUUUUCCUUUUUUCUUGUUGUGAGGACCCCAGGUCAAUCGUUUGUCAAGUAAGACAACGAAGUAUUUUACUUACGAGAGUAUUGAGAUUGAUAUUUAUGGAAAAUGGAAAGGAAAGAAUAUGGAAUUUUUUAACAUAAAUCGGGUAUAAAUUGAUUUGUGUAGGUUAAUCUUAAUUUUCCAAUUGAAUGACCACUCGUUUAUUAAAUCUAAAUGUGUUUGUAGAAAAUGUACCGUUUCUACAUGGUUAUUUCUAGGUGAAAAAAUUGCGGUGUCAUCUGCAUGGAUGCCCAUAAUAGUAUUUGGGAUUUUAUUUUUUUUUAAUUUAAAUGCUAUAAGAAUUAUCAAUAAAAAAAGUUUUAAAUACAUUGCAAAUAUAAUUUUUAUACUGGAAAAAUGGAAAAUAUAUUGGAAUGUCGUAAAAAAUAAAUAUCAUUUUAGUUUUCAAACAAUAACAAUUACUGCUUUUAAUAACGGCUCUCACAUAUUUUAAAAUGUAAUACACAUAAUUUGUGAAAUAAAAUAUAAACUAUUAUAAAUAAA
Messenger RNA from Aphis gossypii (cotton aphid), 3113 nucleotides. RefSeq lists its product as uncharacterized. The coding region runs from base 134 to 772 and encodes 212 amino acids. The transcript is spliced from 2 exons. NCBI's taxonomy places the organism in Eukaryota, Metazoa, Arthropoda, Insecta, Hemiptera, Aphididae. The record is from RefSeq and is a predicted model, not a curated record.